This is a messenger RNA of Aspergillus fijiensis CBS 313.89, 795 nucleotides long. RefSeq lists its product as uncharacterized. Bases 1 to 795 code for a protein of 264 amino acids. The transcript is spliced from 3 exons. The record is from RefSeq and is a predicted model, not a curated record. NCBI's taxonomy places the organism in Eukaryota, Fungi, Ascomycota, Eurotiomycetes, Eurotiales, Aspergillaceae.
AUGAGGCCUAUCAUCCUGCUGCAUCCGCAAUUGCGGGCUGCACUUCCACGAAGUGUCCGGCGGAGUCUCAACAGCAAGCUGUUUGCUCGGCUGAAGACCACCGAGAACGCUGCUCGCAGCCCGAAGAAUGAUCCGUUCAUCAAAAGACCAGCGCACCCCGAGAGUAUGUUCUAUAACAAGGAACCCGACCCGGCCAGCUACGCAUAUGGAAAACUCUUUGCGCGGAAAGGACCCCCCGAGGUGAUUCUCAUCUACAAUGGUGGUGUCCAUAAAGCCAUGUUCCUGGCGGCAUUGAAGAUCACUGGCAUCCUCCUGUACGGAGUAACGAUUGCUUUCAUCUUGCCGGAGUUCAUGAGUGGGGAGUAUCCUGACUGGUAUGCCCCAGCAGCUCUCACUCUCGGUGCGAUCCCGAUGCUCUUCAUGGCUUACAAUGGGGCUACCUUUGUUUGCUACAUUCACUUGUUUCUGCCAAUGUCUGCUCGCCAGUCUCGGCAGGCGGCUGAGGAUUAUGCCAGAAAUCUUCCGCCCACGGCUCGGUUGUUCAUCACGACCAUGGCGUUCUCAACUAGACCUAUAAAGAGGGAAGUACAUCUCAAAAACCUUGUCCCCGAAGCCACGCUCAGGCGUCCCGUGAGCUUCAAGGAUGUGGGUCCCGAAUCCAAGAAAGGGUACUGGACUCGAGGGUUGACAGAAUUCUGGGCGGCGCCCAAGAGCCACCGUGGGAAACAGUCGACAGCAUUCUAUCCUCACCUGUGGCCGGUGGUGAGGGAGCAGAUUGAGCGGAGGGCGCCGUGA